This is a messenger RNA of Schistosoma haematobium, 636 nucleotides long. It is a transcript of the gene COPS8, whose product is annotated as COP9 signalosome complex subunit 8. The record is from RefSeq and is a predicted model, not a curated record. Bases 1 to 636 code for a protein of 211 amino acids. The transcript has a single exon. Lineage: Eukaryota; Metazoa; Platyhelminthes; Trematoda; Strigeidida; Schistosomatidae.
AUGUCAGACGACUCGGUAUUGGAAGAACAGCUUGCCGAAAUGGUAGCCUUUGAAUUAGGCCUGGACACCCUAAAUUUUGAUUCCAAGUCUUGUCCCACAUCGUUGGGAAAUCCUUCACCAGUCGACUUUUAUUUACAAUAUUUGGGGUUAUAUUUGAUGAAAUCUGAUUUGAUCAAUGCAAGGUUUUUAUAUAAAAGAAUGCCGCUCAAAAUUAAGGAGAAUGAUUCGAUCAAGUGCUUGUGGGAUCUUGGUCGGUUCCUUGUGCGAAAUGAUGCGAAGUCUUUUUUCUCUCGAGCUUCACAAGUUCUGGCAGAUCCUAAACAGCCUGAUAUUCUCGUUCAAAUGGUCAAACAAAUUCGUGAUAGACAGCUCAGCUCAAUUACAGACCUUUUUUCUCGCGCAUACUCACACAUAUGUAUUGAUUUCUUAUGUAGUUACUUAAGUAUUUCUUCCCAAGAUGUGUUCGAACUGUUCUUAGGAAAAGGCUGGGAAGUCUGUCCAGACAGCCGUUUUAUAUUCCACUCCGGUGAACUUGCAUCAAACAAUGAUCAGGCAUUAUGUUCUGAGAAUGAAACAACGAAUAAUGACCUUAUGAGCAGGUUAUCUGAAUUGAUGUGUUUUAUGGAAAAUCAUUAA